GCCGCAAUCAUUUUCAAUAGUCACAGUUUCCGUUGAUACUCUUUUUUUCUUCCGGUCUCAUCAAAACCCUCGGUUCAAAAUAAAAAAAAAACGGCAAAUCCUUCGAUAGCGAAACAUCAAAAAGAUUAAAAACUGAUUUGCUUUAAUGGCGGAAAAACCCCAACCCGUUCAGGUAUUAUACUGUGGUGUUUGCGGGUUACCCGCUGAGUAUUGUGAAUUCGGACCCGAUUUUGAAAAAUGCAAACCCUGGUUGAUCCAACAUGCUGCCGAGAUUUACCCUGAUCUUCUUCAAGACCCAAAUGCGAAGGAAGUAGAUAAAGUUUCGAAUCAACUUCAGUCAUCUUCGAUUGCGGAUGGCACUUCGGCUUCUGGCUCUUCAGCACCAAAACAAGAACCUGUAAAGAAACUUCCAGGUGGCAAGAUAAAAAAGAAGGAGAGACAAGAAGUUAUAAUUGAGAAGGUAACUCGUAACAAGCGAAAGUCUAUCACCACCAUUAAAGGCCUUGAACUUUUUGGUAUUAAACUGAGUGAAGCUUCAAAGAAACUUGGAAAGAAAUUUGCUACUGGAGCUUCUGUUGUUAAGGGGCCAACUGAAAAAGAUCAAAUUGAUGUACAAGGAGACAUAGCAUAUGACAUUGUGGAUUUCAUCACACAAACAUGGCCUGAUGUUCCUGAAACUGCAAUUUUCUUUAUUGAAGAUGGGAAAAAGGUCCCAGCUGUAUGAAAUUUGGAGAUCAGAAGAUCUAUGACCAUAUCUAGAGUUAGAUCAUCUAUUAGUUGUUGAGGGUUGACCAAAAAAUAUGAUGUAAUAAUGAUACAUAUAUAGAUAUAUAUAUUUAUAUAUAUCAUAGAGCAUGAAGUGAACCACACAUUUGUUUUUCUUUUUGGACCACAAUGUGGACAUAUAAUAUCUUAGAUAAAACAAAGAAAUUGAGUAA
Molecule: messenger RNA, 938 nt
Organism: Lactuca sativa (garden lettuce)
Lineage: Eukaryota; Viridiplantae; Streptophyta; Magnoliopsida; Asterales; Asteraceae
Product: translation machinery-associated protein 22
Biological process (GO): translation reinitiation; formation of translation preinitiation complex
Molecular function (GO): mRNA binding; translation initiation factor activity
Source: RefSeq, a predicted model, not a curated record